CAUGGUUAACGUAAUAUGGAGAGUAUUUGUUAGCGUAAUUUGAGGAAUUCACUGUCAGACAUGGAAAUGCAACUUAUAAGCUGCAAAGAACACGAGACAAAAGUGGACGUACAAACAAACCCAGGAGAACAAACUGACGAGACAGAGGAAAACAACUGUAAUGUCAAUGAUAAGAGCAAACUAAAAAAAUCCAGCUUACCUGUAGACAAAGAAUCGACAACAAGUCUGAAGAAUACUUGCGAUGGCAAUGCUAAAAAAGGUGAAAUUCAACAGAGGAAAACAAUAUCAUGUGACAAUCAAAGCAAAAAUGCUACAUUUGACAUUGGAAAACGAUGUAAUAACUGUGCAUUUGAAAACAACAAGUAUGACAGCUUCGAAGUGAGAUGUAUUAAUUGUUUUACAUUAGAAUGUUUACACUGCGAAAAUAAUUGCGAGUGUAAUAAUAAAUGCUGUUGUAGAGAAUUAAAAACAAACUUGAAGAUGAUUAUUGAAGAUGCACACGAUUUAUUAUCAAAACAGCUGUCUUGUUAUUUAUCAGUUGAACAUCUGAACAGUUUUUCCUCUACUUAUGAGUUUAGGUUACAUGGUGGAAGAACAACGCUACAGGCUAUCAUAUUUUUAUGCUGUCAACCGAAGUCUGACGAGUCUACGCAGAUUGAUCAACAGGACAGUGCUUGUUGUGAUUCGUCGUCAAAGAACUAUCUCAACAUAUUUAUCCUAGAUGAACUUGAGGAUCAAAAGGUACACAUACAUUUGGGAAAGAUGAAUACCAAAAGGGUUGUUACCAUAUAUUCAAAAGCCGAGUCGGAGAAAGAGAAUAGAUUCGUCCAACAACUCACGGGGCAAUUAAAACGAGAAGAUAUACAACUUUCCAUUGUGAAUGAGUUCAGUGAAAGUUUGGAAGAAGGUACAAUGCCGGUCAUUGUCACGUGUCUGCUUUACUCACGAUUGUAUUCAGACAUACAUCAAGCUUUGUCCGGGAUAAAAGAGAUAUUUCACAAAAAAGUUAUUUUGGUACUAUUACACUUUAAAAGAGAGGAUACAAGGGGAUUAGCACUGGAUCUUCAGAGAGAAAACAAGUUCCAAGUUUUAAAAUAUGUUGAUUUUUUUCAUCAAAAAGGACUAGAAAACAUGGAAAACGUGAUAAAAGAAAUUAAACGAGCAAUAUAUGAAAGCCGCUAAGAUGAUAAGUUUACCUGUGAAGAAGUACCAUUAUUUCAGGAAAUAUGCUAUUAAAGUGACAACGUUUACAUUUGGAUUUAUUUUUAUUUGCUGUUUUUAUGACUUAAAGUUUGUUCAGAUUUUUUGAUUCAAUGUAUUUUUAGCUUACCUGUGCACAAAGUGCUCGGGAUGAGCUAUUGUGAUCGCUCACCGUCCGCUCACAUACAACACUCUGCUUGUCAUGCCAUCCGAAACGAAAAACUUAAAACAAUCUGACUAAAGUACUUAAUCUUCUAAACAAAGAUCUGAGAAUGACACAUUCACAUUCGUCUUCUGUGGACUUUGCAUUUCCAAUAUCGCUAUUUUUAUUUUCGCAAAUCUAUUUUUAUUUGAACCAAUCACACGACUUGUUCGAAUGUCUUUAGAUCCUAAGCGUAGCGUAAUAGGAGAUGUACUUAAGUCAGAUUGAAUUUAAAAAUCUUCUUGUAAAAGAACUACAAGUCUUAGGCUUUGAUAUUUGGUAUGUAGCAUCAUCUUGUAGUCUUCUACUAAGAUUGUUCAAAUUAUCCCCUUAAGGACAAAUAGGGCCCUGCCCUUCGGGUCACAUUGUUUACGUAGACUUAUAUAUGGAAAAACUAGAAAAUCUUAUAGUUUUAAACCAUUGGGAUAGGGCUUGAUAUUAGUUCAAGAAAUCCGUGCAUAAAAAGGGGCGAAUUGUGCACUUUCUGUGAAAAGCAUGAAACUUGCCAUAGUAGUAGAUAAAUAUUAUACGCUUCAUUUAAGACAGACUGGGGUGCAGCUUGUUGAAAAUCAAGAUGGUCGCCAUAGUUCAGUAUACUAAGAAGAUGAAAAACAAGUGUUUGUAUCCUGUAUAAAAGCUUUGGCAUAAUAGUGGCAUAUAAACUACGCUUCGAAUAAAUUUCCAGUUUAUAUUGUAAAGUCAAUAUGUCCGCCUAAAUCCAAAAUGACUGUCAAAACUAACUUUUAUUUGCAAAUGGCGAAAUGAUUGAUUAAAUCACGUAAAAGGAUGUUACUUGGAGGAACAAUCAUAUAUUAAGAUAUAUACCCUUAUAUAACCAAGACAAAACUAUUAAGUCCAUUAUAUUCCAAAAUGGACGGCACUAUGGAUCUAUUUAUAGAUUCACUACUAACACUUGAUUGUCUAUACAAGCCAUGUUAUAUAUAUAUAGUAGAGAGAAUUUAUACGAACUAAAUCACCACCACAAUAUACCAGACCAAUUACGGCAAAGCCCGGACUGAAAAUACAUAUUAUCUUAUCCUAUGUUACUUGUAUUCUUUUAUGCUAAACAGUUAUGUAUCAAAGUUGGUUUCUUUUGUUUACAAGCAAAAUUAUAUACGAAAGUUGCCCCCGCCAACCCCUUUCUCUAAAUGCAGCCAUAAGUUAAAACAGUACAUUAAAUAUCAAAGGACAAAGCUCAGAAACUGAUUUCAAAACCAUUCAAAUUAGCAAAAUAAUUUUAUCAACUUCUUUUAUUAUAAGUUUCGUUCAUAUUAAUAAAUGUUUUGUCAAUAUGAGUAAUUGCUUGUGAUUAUAAAUAAUUCUGCAACAAAUGGAUCAAAUAGGUAUAAAACAGGUAAAUGCAUAUGUUAGUGUACAGUGCAUAAAGUAAAGGGGAAAACUGUUUUCAUAUUGAUAUGAGUUUGUUUUUCAAAGCUGAGACGAAAAGUAAAAAAAAGAACUUUGCAGCUCAGACACAGAUGUAAACCUGAGAUAAUUUAGUAACAACAAAAGUAAAAUAAAUACAAUUUCCAGUCCAGAUGUGUAUAAAAGUUAUAUAAAAGUUGUGAACUACAUAUUUUAAUAUCAAAAUCAGUUAUUUUGAACAAUAAAAUACAGUUUGUAAAUGUUGUUAUGUAUAGAUAACUUUUCUCAUUUUUCACUAAGGCAAAACAUUGUUUACUGACCUUGUUUCAAGACAUUAUUCUGUAUUUACUAUAACAUUCUCCUUCAAUCUAGAAAAUUCUAUCAGUAAAGUAUCAAUUAUUGAUAAGCAGUGUAUAUCAGUUAUUUUAAGAAAAGACUGUCUGGAAAUUUCUUUUUAUUCUUUUUGUUACCUGAAAAUUCUGGAACCUUCCAUGAUAAAAUAUAUAGUCAGAUGUUUUAGAUUGAAACUGAACCUGAGAACCUAAGAACCUAAACUGUAGAUAUUGAUGAAACUUUCCUGUAUUUCUUUAAAACAUAUUAUUACCAGUUUGGAUAUUUAAUAUUUGGAAGGAUUAUUUGAAGGAUUUAUACUAAAAAUUUCUGGAUUUAAAAAGUUAUCUUUGAAGAGAGGAAUUAUAAAUCUUGGAUAUUACUUUUGAACUGUGUGAAACAUUGUGGAAUUCAUUCUGACUGGAUUUAAAUUUGACCUGGACAGGAUUUGGACUAUUUUAGUUAUUAGAUUGGAUUUUAAAGCUUUUUGUCAUUUUCAAAGGUAUUUGGAUUUUUCCUUAGAUUCAUGAAAAUUUGUUAUUGUUAUAGUUGCUGGUUUGUCUUUCUGUUACUUUUAUUUACUGUAACAAGAAAUUGUUACCCUCUGACGUAACAAUGUAUAAAUUUGAAAGAACUAUCAAGUACUGAAUUUGUGCUAUUGUCAAUUUAUUGUUCUGUGUAUAAGCAUCCUUUAUUUUUUUUAUUUACGUACCCAUUAAUUUGUAAACAACAUACCCACCUGCUGCAAUGUAUUCUUUCAGCAUAAAACAAUAGUAAUAAUAUGGCUAGUUUUUGAUUUUGCAUUCAGUGUUGUUAUAUUAUAUGGUUCUUUAGGAUUAUGGAAUCCAUUCAAUAUAUAUAGGAUUCCGCUAAAGUGAAUUUUAUGUGGUGUGGGGGAGUUGCACUAUCCAUUACCUCUCAUGAACAGACUCAGUCAAACCGAGGAAAAAUUACAUCUGCAAAUGUUUGGUUUCUACUAAUGAAUAAGCAUGUCAGAUGUAAGAUUAACAGAUAAGUAAGAUAUUAAAAUAAGGCUUGGUCUUAUAUGCCCAUAAAAUGCCAAACAUCCACUGCAAUGUACUGCAAACUGCAGACUUUAGAGAGGAGUUAUACCACUCAACGUACGUUAUCAAUACUUCUGCUCAACGCCACAGUCUCCACAAGACUCCAGUUACGGCAUAAGCAGCCUCUGUACGCUACCGCGAAACAAAUAAAGCGGAAUAGGCCAAUAACAUAUGGACAAAUAAGGUUUUGAUCACUGAGUGGAUUAUAUAUAAAAAUAGCCGCAUGGAAGCCUAUUUGUGACUUGCUAGACAAUAGAAAAUGGACUGCACACUACACGUUCAGACUAUGAAUCAGUAGACACCAUG
Molecule: messenger RNA, 4467 nt
Organism: Mercenaria mercenaria
Lineage: Eukaryota; Metazoa; Mollusca; Bivalvia; Venerida; Veneridae
Exons: 4
Coding region: 61-1182 (373 amino acids)
Source: RefSeq, a predicted model, not a curated record